Sardina pilchardus (European sardine) is the source of this 1614-nucleotide messenger RNA. Its product is annotated as potassium voltage-gated channel subfamily F member 1-like. Gene Ontology annotation, molecular function: protein binding; voltage-gated potassium channel activity. Gene Ontology annotation, cellular component: membrane; voltage-gated potassium channel complex. Gene Ontology annotation, biological process: potassium ion transmembrane transport; protein homooligomerization. The record is from RefSeq and is a predicted model, not a curated record. The annotation marks the transcript as partial. The transcript has a single exon. Lineage: Eukaryota; Metazoa; Chordata; Actinopteri; Clupeiformes; Clupeidae.
CACUCAUAAAAGGAAAUAUUCACAAGAAACCGUUUUUGGCAUGCAUUUUUCUCGGAUUCUGAUGAAUUGUGUAUUGCCCUUGGAUACAGAGGAGUAAGAAACUUAUUUUUAUUUUCUUCUAAAGUUCGUUAUUUCAGAAUAUGUAUGCUCUCACCGAACUCACCGGUAUCGCACGAAAUUAUUGAACAUUGCGCGAAGAAAGGCAUAGGCGUCACAAUUUUUAUAGAGCGAAGGAAUCUUCGUCCUUUAAAAUAAAAAAUGUGGUCAUUUGGACGGCAACGCUCUUCGGAUUGCAGCGGGUCUGAGGCGAGCGGGGAGGCGGAAAUUGUGGUGAACAUCGGGGGCUUGAGGCAGGUGUUGAGCGAAGAAGUUCUGAGCAGGUAUCCUGACUCACGGCUGACCGAGUUGGCGAGCCUGGUGGCAGCAAACGCGGAAGAUUUAUCAGAACUGUGCGAUGACUAUGGUGGCGGGGAGUUCUACUUUGACAGAGACCCAGAGGCAUUUAAAUGCAUUAUGGAGGUUUACUAUUACGGGGAGAUUCACAUGAAGCGAGGCAUAUGUCCCGCGUGUUUCAUGGACGAGAUGGAUUUCUGGGGCAUCGAGCAGGAGUACUUAGACGAAUGCUGUCGCUCCAACCUGCGAGACGUGGAGGAGGAGUUGGCAGAGAUUGCCGAGAAGGUUCAGUCUCUGCUGGAGGCGCGGGAGAGGGUGCGUGCGGUGGGCGUCGGCGCGUGGAAACGCUUCCAGGCGCGCCUGUGGCGCCUCAUGGAACAGCCGGACUCGUCCUUGGCCGCGCGCGUCAUCGCGCUCACCUCCUUCCUCCUCAUCCUCAUCUCGUCGGCCGCGCUCUGCGCGGGCACCAUCCCCGAGCUCCAGACGCGCGACGCGCACGGCAACCCGGCCGAGCCGCCGGCGCUCGUGACCAUCGACACCGCCUGCAUCGCCUGGUUCACGCUCGAGUACCUCCUCCGGCUGCUCGCCGCUCCCCGCAAGCUCCGCUUCCUCCUCUCCUUCCUCAACAUCAUCGACUGCCUGGCCAUCCUCCCCUACUUCCUCCUCCUCACCCUCACCCAGCUGGGCUCGGCGCUCCUGGAGCUGGCCGACGUCCAGCAGGCGGUGCAGGCCGUCCGCAUCCUCCGGGUGGCGCGCAUCCUCAAGCUGGCGCGCCACUCCUCGGGCCUCCAGACGCUGACGUUCGCCCUGCGCAGCUCCUGCGGCGAGCUGGCGCUGCUGCUCAUGUACAUGGGCGUGGGCAUCUUCCUGUUCUCGGCGCUGGGCUACACGCUGGAGCAGAGUCACCCGGAGACCAUGUUCACCAGCAUCCCGCAGGCCUGCUGGUGGGCCAUCAUCACCAUGACGACGGUGGGCUACGGCGACGUCUACCCCAAGACCACGCUGGGCCGCUGCAACGCGGCCGUCAGCUUCCUGUGCGGCGUCAUCGCCAUAGCGCUGCCCAUCCAUCCCAUCAUCAACAACUUUGUGGUGUUCUACAGCAAGCAGCGCGUGCUGGAGACGGCCGCGCGCCACGAGAUCCAGCUGAUGGAGCUGCGCUCGCAGGAGGAGGCCGAGGGGAACACACGUGCGCGCGCUGGGGCGCGGAGGAGGAGGCACACA